CUCUUCCGCCCUUGUAAAAUGCCAAAAUUACUGAGAUCAGAGAUUUCAGACACAACAAAAUAGAUAUUUGUUUUUUGUUUAAUUCAACUUGUGGCGUUCAUUCCACAGAUUAACUUCAAAUUUUGCUUAUUAAUUCCUCAGAAAGAGUAGAUAGCAAUCAUGGCUUUUGCAUGGAUUUUCUCCACGACGUUCACCAUUUUAUCCUCCUCGAGAUCAACAUCAUCAAUUCCCGAUUGUUGUCCAUGGAAAUUGUCCAAAUUCCAGUUCCGUCAAUCGAGCCGAGUUGUGAAUUGUAGCUGUAAGAGUAGAUUAUCGGCAGCAGAUGAGCUGAAAUACGUGCUUCAUGAUGCCCUUGAUUUAUCUGGGAUCAAUACUGCUCAUGCGAGGGCUGCAAGGCGUGGUUUCUGCUUACAGAUUGAAAAACUAUCUGACAUUGAGAGAGAAACUAGCAUAAGUAUAAAUAGAAAGGUUGACCUGGGGAGAGCAGCUCUUCAUAUAGCAGCUGAGGAUGACUCCCUUGUUUCACACUCUUCUGUUCCGCUACCGGUAGAUGAUUUUAUUGAAAGACUGGAUAGCCUCUCGAUGGACUAUUGCUCUCAUUACAGCUCGUCAUGUAGAUCCUCACCAGAGAAAUUUCUUGAGUGUUUAGAGAGAUAUCUGUAUGUUGAUAAAGGCUUUCGGAGGGCAAAUGCCAGAAACCAAGUAGAGCAGCGUGCCCUGUAUCUCAACUCAGUCUUGACGCAUCGUUCAGGUUCUGUUUCUAUGCUUUCCCUUAUUUACUCAGAGAUUCUAAAGAUGCUUCGUAUGUGGGACGUCCUAGAUUUUGAUGUGGAGAUCUUCUUCCCUCAUGAUUCAUAUAGUUCUCCUAGAGGGUAUCAAAAACAAAAGAGCAAGGAAUCUGAUCAACCACAUAUAAUGACAUCACAAUCUUUAUUGGUAGAGAUUUUGACAGAUUUAAAGUUUGCUUUCUGGCCAUUCCAACUUGAUCAUGCUAGAAGUCCAUUUCUAACAGCAGCAAAAGCUGCUCAGGGUUUCACGGAUUCCAACAGCACUAAAGAAAGUGCCUUUGAGCUUGCAUCUGCCAAGGCUGCUCGGCAUAGACUGCAACGAGGUGUUUGGACUAGUGUUCGUUUUGGGGAUAUCCGGCGUGCAUUAUCAGCAUGCGAACGCCUUAUCUUACUCAAAACUGAUCCAAAGGAACUAAGAGACUAUGCUGUUCUCCUGUACCAUUGUGGAUUUUAUGAGGAAUCACUGCAGUAUCUUAAGCUUUACCAGGACACAAAGCAACCUGAUUCAACUAACGACUUGGAAGAAGAUGCCGUAGAGAAACUAAUAAUUCGCCUGAACCUCAUUAUGAUGGAGGAGGGUUGGUCCAGGCAGCCAAACAACAAAGGUAUCCUUUUCAACAAUUCUGAACCAUGGUAAUUUUGGCGCCUAAGUCAGUCUUAUAUGGUAUCAAUUUUGAACCUUACCUGAGGAAAAAUGUUGUAAAGAAGUGUAAGUAGUUAUGCAACUGAUUAUGUGGAGACUCUGGAUGUAAAUAAUAGACUUGACUUGUACAAAUGACAAGAAUACCAAGCGCUUUAGCUAGUUCCAAUCUCUUACUUUACCAAUGAUUGCAAUAUUUUUGCAAGUCGACAAUGGAAAAUUGCAGACUA
Messenger RNA from Sesamum indicum (sesame), 1658 nucleotides. RefSeq lists its product as uncharacterized. The record is from RefSeq and is a predicted model, not a curated record. Lineage: Eukaryota; Viridiplantae; Streptophyta; Magnoliopsida; Lamiales; Pedaliaceae.